Oncorhynchus masou masou (cherry salmon) is the source of this 1645-nucleotide messenger RNA. RefSeq names its product N6-adenosine-methyltransferase non-catalytic subunit-like. The annotation marks the transcript as partial. The record is from RefSeq and is a predicted model, not a curated record. Gene Ontology annotation, molecular function: mRNA binding. The transcript is spliced from 10 exons. Gene Ontology annotation, cellular component: RNA N6-methyladenosine methyltransferase complex; nucleus. NCBI's taxonomy places the organism in Eukaryota, Metazoa, Chordata, Actinopteri, Salmoniformes, Salmonidae.
GACGUCAUCACAACUCGACUAACGUUCAUUGUUUUGGAGUAAAAAAGCUUUCCGACCUCCGAAACCGCAUCAACAAAAAAACAAGUUUUAAACUAUUUUUUGGUGUAACUAACGAAAUACUUUAUUAAACUAAUCACCGAUAAAGAAAUGAAUAGUCGCCUACAGGAGAUACGGGAAAAGCAGAAGCUGCGACGCCAGCUUCUAGCUCAACAGUUGGGAGCAGAGAGUGCGGACAGUAUAGGCGCCGUUCUGAACAGCAAAGACGAACUGAAGGAGAUUGAGGAGACCAGAGAGACAUACAGGGCAUCGUUCGAUGCUGCUGGGCCGAGCUCCAAGAGGAAGCCUCAGGUGGAGGGAGAGGACACAGAGGAGGACGUUGAGGAGCAGAAGGAAGAGUUGGAGAUGCUACCACCAGAUGAGAGCAACCCUUAUGAAGAGGUCUACAAGGACUCUACAACCUUCCUCAAGGGUACCCAGAGUCUGAACCCCCAUAAUGACUACUGUCAACACUUUGUGGACACCGGACACCGACCACAGAACUUCAUCAGAGACGUCGGUCUGGCAGACCGGUUUGAAGAGUAUCCUAAACUCAGAGAGCUGAUCAGACUGAAGGAUGAACUAAUCUCAACCACCAACACCCCCCCCAUGUAUCUGCAGGCCGACCCAGAGCACUUUGACCUGCGUGAUCUGAAGACUAAGUUUGAUGUGAUCCUGCUGGAGCCCCCACUAGAGGAGUACUACAGAGAGUCAGGAAUACCCCACACAGAACGCUACUGGAACUGGGACGAUAUAAUGAAGCUGGAGAUAGAGGAGAUAUCAGCCCUGCGUUCCUUUGUCUUUCUCUGGUGUGGAUCAGGAGAGGGACUGGACCUGGGGAGAAUGUGUCUGAGAAAGUGGGGUUUCAGGCGUUGUGAGGAUAUCUGUUGGAUCAAAACCAACAAGAACAACCCUGGAAAGACCAAAACCCUCGACCCUAAAGCUGUGUUUCAGAGAACCAAGGAACACUGUCUAAUGGGUAUUAAAGGAACAGUCCGGCGGUCUACAGAUGGGGAUUUCAUCCACGCCAACGUGGAUAUCGACCUGAUUAUUACCGAGGAGCCUGAGAUCGGGAACGUGGAGAAGCCGGUGGAGAUAUUUCAUAUUAUAGAGCACUUCUGUCUGGGGAGACGAAGACUACACCUGUUUGGACGAGACUCUACCAUCAGACCAGGUGGGUCCUCAGACCAGGUGGGUCCUCAGACCAGGUGGGUCCUCAGACCAGGUGGGUCCUCAGACCAGGUGGGUCCUCAGACCACAGCAUCAGACUACACCUGUUUGGACGAGACUCUACCAUCAGACCAGGUGGGUCCUCAGACCAGGUGGGUCCUCAGACCACACCAUCAGACUACACCUGUUUGGACGAGACUCUACCAUCAGACCAGGUGGGUCCUCAGACCAGGUGGGUCAUCAGACCAGGUGGGUCCUCAGACCAGGUGGGUCAUCAGACCAGGUGGGUCCUCAGACCAGGUGGGUCCUCAGACCAGGUGGGUCCUCAGACCACACCAUCAGACUAUACCUGUUUGGACGAGACUCUACCAUUUACAUUUACAUUUAAGUCAUUUAGCAGACGCUCUUAUCCAGAGCGACUUACAAAUUCAGUGGAACA